AUGUCUUCGGCGCUCACACUCGACACUCUAUGCGACGACGUUCUGCUCACUAUCUUUGGCCAAUAUCUGGACCUCAGGAGUCAACUGCGAGUCCAACGGGUCUGCAAACGAUUCAAUCAUAUUAUCGAUGAUGUGUUUGCCGGCAGAGGAGCUCUUGUCUUAAGCGAUCGUCACUUCGGGACCAACUGUUACGACCAGAAUGUGGGCCACUAUUGGCAGCAAUCCGUGCAGACGUUGUCUGAGGCGAGAGAUGGCCUUUGGAUGCGAACCACGAGAGGACUCAAACUCAUGGCUCCGAUUGAUAUUCAGAUGCUUUGCCUCAAGAGAUACCCGAAUCUAAAAGAGUUGUGUCUUGUGGUCAACAAUUCAACCAACUUAUCACUACUGGAUCUGAUCGCCGCUAACUGUGGACCAAAUGUUCACAAACUGAUUCUCAUCGCCGGCGGACACAAGUUGUCAUUCACUGACAAAAGCGUUGACCACUUCUGCGACCGAUUCACACAAUUAACACACUUUGAACUCAACGUGUGUUCAAUUGCGGCCACAAAAGAGUGCUUUCAUAAGCUAUUGAAUCGAUUCCAACGUUUGGAUGUCUUGAAGAUAAGAGCCCAACACCUCUUCACUCAUAGCCAAACUCAAGACGAGUAUUGUCUGACAGACGAGUGUUUCGCACAAUUGAGUCACCGCUUGACCACAAUUGAUGUCUCCAAUGUUGUCCUCAACAGUCAAUCCAUCCAAUCGUUGGCACAAAAGGGUUGUCUUCGAAGUGUCAAGCAUUUAGGAGUCUAUAAAUUGAUCCCAAACUCAAUGCAAGUCAUUUGCAAUCAUUUGUCUGGUUUAGAGUCGCUCUCGUUCUCAAUGAACGCUGGAUUAGAUGUUAGGAACACUCGAAGAAUGAUUGGAUUUGUGACACAACUAACAGAUCUGAAGACAUUGAAAAUUGUAUGGUUUGGCAGAGAUGUCGGUCAUAACAGUCCCGAAGUUUGCCGAACGACUCUCAAUGCACUCAAGAAUUGUCACAAUUUGAAGACAUUUGGCAUUCAGGAGGCGGUUAUUAACAGGCAAUCAAUGGAUGACAUGUGUGUCUGUCUUCCGGUGACGACGACUUUGGAACUGAUGAACUGUUCGCUCAAUGAAACCACAUUCCAGACCAUCGAUCGGUGGCUUCAACUCAAACAACUCAUUGUUCGCAACGACUAUAAGAGAGUAGUGUUCGGAAUGGACUCAACGAACGCACGACUGGCCGACGAUAUGACCGAAACAUGUCUUGAAAUGGGAUUAAUUGAUCGACCGAUAGAAGCGAUGGCUGCGGCGAAUGCAGAUGCGGUGCCAGUAAUUGGCGUUCAAAACCAUAACGGGUUGGAAUUGUUUGACGACUUCUUCGGCGCUCAUAUCGCUAAUGGAUUCCAUAAUGUGGUCAACGGAUUCAUGCAAUUUGAUGACAACGAAGAGUUGAUUGAUUUUGUCGUAUAUGAACAAUAA
Molecule: messenger RNA, 1482 nt
Organism: Medioppia subpectinata
Lineage: Eukaryota; Metazoa; Arthropoda; Arachnida; Sarcoptiformes; Oppiidae
Source: the annotation of a GenBank genome assembly